CCCCGCUUGAUAAAUCCCUCCGCCCCAAAGCCAACGUAACCUCUCCACUCCAAACGGAGCGCAAAGCCAAAGAAAAAGCAACCAAACGGGCACGUUCGUGGCGUUCUUGCACUCCCGCAUGGCCGCGCCGCUGGAAGCGAGCCGCCGGCUGCGCGCGGAGCUGUGCGCUGCCGCGGACGCGGCCUCGUGGUGGUGCGCGGUGGCUCUGGUCGCGCUCGUGCUGCUGGGCGCGCUCCGCGCGGAGACCGCGGACGACGACGACGUGCAGGUGCAGUUCCGUGGACCGCGGUUCGGCGGCCCCGCAGUGCGGCCGUGCGAGGAGGUGUACGUGGUCGGGGAAGGCGAGACGCUGCACACCAUCAGCGACAAGUGCGGGGACCCGUUCAUCGUGGAGCGGAACCCGCACAUACACGACCCCGACGACGUCUUCCCGGGGCUCGUCAUCGCGCUCAGGCCUACCAAGAACACCUAGCUUUUGGCGCCAUGGUGGUGCGUUGUGCGCACGGUUAUUUGCAUGCACGCCGAGGCCGAGAUGAACAAUAGAACAAGAACUCAAAGAGUUCUGUAUUUCCUUCUCCUUUGCUCCUUGUGAUGUUGGCGACAUCUUUUUCCUAGCGGAUAGGAAAUGAUAAGUAAAUAUUAGAAAAUUUCAUCCUUUCUUUUUUUUCUUCUUUAUAUAGUAGGGAUAGUCACACAUAAUAACAUAUCACGGUCAUAUUAUUAAAAGCAGCUUGUGGUAAGAAGGGUUUCGUUCUAGUCCCCGGAAAUAAUAUUCCAAAGCUUUGUACA
Phragmites australis (common reed) is the source of this 789-nucleotide messenger RNA. RefSeq lists its product as uncharacterized. The record is from RefSeq and is a predicted model, not a curated record. The transcript has a single exon. Lineage: Eukaryota; Viridiplantae; Streptophyta; Magnoliopsida; Poales; Poaceae. Bases 119 to 472 code for a protein of 117 amino acids.